Molecule: messenger RNA, 5852 nt
Organism: Cuscuta epithymum
Lineage: Eukaryota; Viridiplantae; Streptophyta; Magnoliopsida; Solanales; Convolvulaceae
Source: the annotation of a GenBank genome assembly
CCACGACGUUUGUUUCUGUUAGUCUACCCACAACCUCUCAGCACGCCAAUACGCCAUAUACCUCCUGCUUCUGUCUUACCCAACCGGCUUCGGUCGCACACACCCCACGCUUGGGAUCCCUUCGUCGUAUUCGGGCUUCCCUUUUAUAUAAUCGGGGGAAAUGUUGAAAAAGCUAAGCUCACUGACUUCAUCCACGGCGGAACUGAGCACGACAGCCUUAAGAAUAUCGGAGGCCCAUGGGACAACACGUGAUAAUGCAAUGUUAUAUGAAGCACAACCACUGUGUUUAUUUGUUUUUCUGAUUCAGCUGUCCUGCCCCAUUUUCAUUCAGUCGUCUUGUACUUGUUUCACCUUUUGUUUGGUGUUUUGUUAAAGCAUGGCAUACCAAAUUAAUGUUCAAAAAUCAAACCUACUAAACUGCUUUUAUCUCAUUAAAAAAACUUUUGACACAUUUUACAAUUUACUUUAGAAAAUAAUAUUCAAUAUAAAAAUGACUCCCUCUUUUUUGUAACCAUAUAUCUUCUUAAUUAAAUUAGCUAAACUCAAAUCAUACAACACUUGAUGACUGUUUAUUGCUUUUCCAAAAAAAAUGGUUUUAUUUAUAGUAAUUCGGAGUUCAUUUGAUAUUCUAUGAUAUAUUUGGUGUAUAUACUUAUGGAGUCUCGCAUACUUUUGUAUGUUUUCAGUACAUAAAAACGUAUAUGGUUUUCAGUACUCUGUUUUGCUUUAUAAAUUAGCACUCUGCCUUGUGCACAAGGAACUCCUUUAGGUCAUUGUAGGAUGUAUAGACUAUAGAUUGCACUAAUCUUGAAAUCAAUCAGAUAUCCAGGAAUCUUAAUGUCUGAUCAUGCAUGGUGCCUGCCUGAUAGAGGAUCUUCAUCAUGUUUUAUCAAUUUCAGCACCACCCCUUUUAUCUUUCAGUGGUUAAUAAAUCUAAGAAGGGUAAAAUGUUCUUUCUACAUUAUGAUGGUACGUUUUCAGAUUCUUCUGAAUUAGCAAAUCCCAGAAAAUUGAACGGCAAUGACAUGGCAUAUUUGAUAAUGAUACAAUAUAUUAGGCUUUAUUGACUGUUUGUUAAUAUGAGUUUUCAGUUUCUCCGAAUGUUAGAAACUAAUUUAAGCUACUAUGAACUUUAAAACGUUUUAGCCUGGAGAAAUUAUGGGCAGUUUGAGCUCAAUGUGUUUCAUAACUUUCAUUGGGAGGUAAGAUUAUUUUCCACAUCACGUUUACUUUUUUCGGGGUUUAAGUGUUCUCUAUUGGAAGAAAAGCAUUUAAGCUUUAGUGAGGAGCUCAGCUCGAUUUCUGGCCAGUGGGGAAAUUUUCCAACAGGGUAUUCCCAUGAUCAAGUAGGAGUUGCUGGUGCAGGGCUUUGAGAUGAUCUUAAUUUCUUUUUCAUAUUGGCUUCUUCAUUUGCUUAAUUGUCCAAUUUGGUAUUUUCAUUUUCAUUGUUUGGUUCAUUUAUAGAAUACAAAAAUGAUGAUUGUUUAUAGCCAAAACAAUUGUUUGCUACUUCUUUCACUGCUCGAUUUCUGGCCAGUGAGCAUAGUUCGGAUUCUUUAUAGAAUACAUUAGUUUCUAUUUAAAUUUGACCUGUUAUAGCAAGUAAUACCCGAUCAUGGACCAUUGUUGACGGACGGUCCAUAUAGUUAGGAUUAUAUAAAAAUAAUACUAAGUAAAUAAUUGGGAUUAUUAUUACCGGAGCGGCAAUAGUUGGGAUUAUUAUUUUCUAUUUUUCCUUUAUUUUAUUAAUCAACCUAAAUGAAUGUCAGGUGUAUUCUAAAUGGUAUGAUGUUAGAGAUGUUUUAAGAAGAAAAAACAAUUAAUAUGCUAAUUUUAAUAUCCUAAUGUUUAAGGCUUCAUUCCGUGUUGGUUCAUUAAACUAUAGAUUUUUUAAUUCCCCUUGACACAAUUGUUUUUUGUAAGGUGUCUUUGCAAUGUCUUUGUGUCUAAUGCAUAACUUCUAUUUGUUUACUUGUGCAAAAGGCAAAUGCACUAUAUGUUUGAAGUUUCUUUAUAGUGAGGUGAGUAAAGUAUAUAUUCAGGAGAGGAGGGCACAUAUUGCCUUUUAAUGGGAUAUCAUAUUUCAUGAACAUAGAGGCUAUUUGAUGUUUUUUUUGUAAAAAGGAGCCAAUUGAAAAUUAUAUGCAAGUCAAAAUGAAGUCAAUUUUUUUUCGAAUAGCUCGUAGGAAUUAAUUUGAAUUUUUAUGUGCCCAUCAGCUCUAAGUGGCGAGUUGUUAUAUUAGCAUCAUCAUUUGAUGUAGAGAUGGAUGGUAUAAUAUUGAGAUAUAUGUUACAUGUAGUAGAUAUUAAUUUGUGAACCGAUAAGAAAUAUUGUUACAUCAAAUACAUUGGGCACUAUCCCAAUCGCGCAACGCGCGUUAUAAAAACUAGUUUAUUUAUAGAGAGAAAGUCACUCAUUAGACUACCUGCAGUCUUCACUUAAUAAAUUCCAAGAACAAUAGGGGUAAUAGAGAAUUUGGUGGGCUGAAUGUUUCAUACAUUGUACUCCGUAUAGUCUGUUUUUGGAAAAAAGUACUUUCCUUCCUUCUUUAAUUGUGGCAACAUUGUAAUUUUUGCACUAUUCACAAACUUUACUUUGACCAGGAUUUACUACUAAUAUAUACCUAAUCAAAUUAUUACGUAUAAAAUGUUAUUGAAUUCCGAAAAAUGUGAAUUUUCAAAAUAUCAAUUUUUUAUAAUGUUUAUUAAUACAUACUCCCUCCGUUUUGCAAUCAAAUCACACUUUCUUUUUUUGGAUGUUUCAAAAACAAAGUCACACUUCCCUUAUUUCCUUAUUUAGCAAAUAAAUCUACAUCAAAACAAUGCCAAACAAUGUCAAACAAUGUCCAAACAGUGCCAAACAGUGUCUAAACAGUGUUCACUACAGUAAAGUCAAUUUAUUUUCUUAAACCUAGAGAAGUCAAACCGUGACAUUGAUUGUGAAACGGAGGGAGUAAUUAAAUAUAAUUUCAGUCAAAGUUGUGCAUUGACAAACGUGAAAGUCAAACUGUUGCAAGAAUUAAAGAACGUAAAAUAGUAUUAACUUGUCUAUUUUUUAAAGAAAAGUUUAGAAGUGAAAAAACUGAUAUAACUUUCACUUUAGUCUAUUUCUGAAAAAUUCCCUAGAAAAAUAAAGAGUAGAUUCUAGUUUUUGGUUUUUAUACUUUUAAUUUAAGCAAAAUUUUUCACUUAGAAAUAGUUUUUUCAGCUUUUUUAAGUCGGUGAAUUCCAUAAAAAAAAGUCGGUGAAAAUAAUUUUUUUUUUUGCAAACAUACCUUAUUAAAUUACGUUUUAUAUUUUGUUUACCCUCUCGAAAUUGAUCAAUUUCAUAUUGUCCGAUCUGUUUAGAUCUCCUCCCACUCCCAAUUGAAAGGGGUACAACUAAAAGUGUCGAAUAAUCGAAGAUAAGCGUGCUCCAUUAGGCUAUUAGGCUUCCCUUCGAGUCCGGCAGUCAUAUUAUAGCUAUUUGCCGCCCUUCUUCUUUCAUGACAAAUUGACACAGACAUCCGGUGGUCAAGGGUAUGGAUUUGGAUGAACAGAAUUCUUUGUCAACUAUGGAUCCUUCUUCUACACUCACUGAUAAUCAAAGCAUGGUUUCAUCUAUUGAUGCAAUUUCACAUCCACCAAUACAACCACUUGUAGCACCCGGGGUUUUACCUCCUCCAGUUGCUCCACCUCUGGCACCUCUCCCUGUUCGACCGCCGGCACUUAAGCCUCCUUCAACGGUGCAAAACGGAGAUGAACACACUAGCGAUUCAGAUUGUGACCAUGAUGAAUCAGGUGCUGGAAUGGUUGAACCUGCUCAAGAGUACGAGAUAUCUGAAGAAAGCAGACUGGUGAGAGAGAGACAAGAAAAAGCGAUGCAAGAGCUUCUGCUGAAGCGAAGAGCUGCUGCUCUAGCGGUCCCCACAAAUGACAUGGCUGUUCGAGCUCGUCUUCGCCGGCUCGGUGAGCCCAUAACCUUUUUUGGGGAAAGGGAGAUGGAGAGACGGGACCGACUGAGGGCACUUAUGGCGAGACUUGAUUCAGAAGGGCAUCUGGAAAGGCUGAUGAAAGCUCACGAGGAUGAAGAAGCUUUUUCGGCUUCUGCUGGACCCACUGAAGAUGAUGAUGAGAUUCAAUACCCGUUUUAUACUGAAGGAUCAAAAGCGCUUUUAGAUGCUCGGCUGGAGAUCACAAAGUAUUCUAUUGUGAAGUCAGCUUCACGUCUUGAUCGUGCUAGGAGAAAAAGGGAUGAUCCUGAUGAAGAUUUGGAUGCUGAAGUGGAUUCAGCUUUAAACCAAGCAGGAACUCUAGUUCUUGAUUGCAGUGAGAUUGGAGAUGAUCGUCCGCUUUCUGGUUGCUCACUGUCACAUGAUGGCGAGAUGCUUGCCACAUGUUCUCUAAGUGGAGUAGCAAAGCUAUGGAGCAUGCCUCAUGUAAAGAAGGUUUCUACCCUUAAGGGACAUCAUGAGCGAGCUACUGAUGUUGCAUUCUCUCCAACAUGCAAUCAUCUAGCUACUGCCUCUGCUGACCGAACGGCAAGAUUGUGGAAUACAGAAGGGUCUCUUUUGAGGACUUUUGAGGGCCAUUUGGAUCGUCUAGCACGGAUUGCCUUCCAUCCAACUGGAAAAUACUUGGGCACAACUAGCUUUGACAAGACAUGGCGUUUAUGGGAUGUGGAAACCGGUGAAGAGUUGCUUCUUCAGGAAGGACACAGUAGGAGUGUGUAUGGACUAUCUUUUCACCAUGAUGGCUCCUUGGCUGCAUCUUGUGGACUAGACUCACUUGCCCGUGUUUGGGAUCUUAGGACAGGAAGAAGUGUUCUUGCUUUUGAAGGCCAUGUUAAACCUGUUCUUGGUAUCAGUUUUUCUCCAAAUGGGUACCAUUUAGCUACUGGCGGUGAAGACAAUACUUGCCGAAUUUGGGAUCUGAGGAAGAGAAAAUCUCUCUACACUAUACCUGCCCACUCAAAUCUCAUAUCCCAAGUUAAAUUUGAACCUCAAGAAGGAUACUUUUUGGUGACGGCUUCAUAUGAUAUGACUGCGAAGGUGUGGUCAUCAAGAGACUUUAAGCCUGUUAAGACGCUAACUGGACACGAAGCCAAAGUUACUUCAUUGGAUGUUAUGGCAGAUGGACAAUUCAUUGCUACGGUUUCACACGAUAGGACAAUCAAGCUAUGGUCUAGCAAAAGCAAUGAAAAAGAGAAGGCGAUGGAUAUUGACUACUAAUUUAGUAAAUUUUGCAGAGAUGUAUUGGAAGUCAUUGAAUUUGUCAAUGACUGUUGAGAAAAAGAAUUUUUAAAUGUAUCGCACCCACUUUAACCCUUCAUGAGCUAUAACGCCCCGAUUUGGGUCCUGCUUGGUCGUCACCCUAAGAUAAGGACGGUGAGGAAAGUGGUGGUGGUGGCCGGUGGGGAGCAGGAUGCGGGGUUCGAAUUCAAUAAUUAGCAUUUGUUGUACAAUUGAUCUUCUUGUGGAUUAUGGCUUGGUAAUUGAAGAAUGCAGCAGUGACCACACAACAUCAUCUAAGGCUUAAAAGAAUGCGCAGAGAUUGGAAAUGCUUGGAUUUGAUUAAUUAGGAGUUUAAACGUGUGCUCCGCAAUGCUACUCCGACAUUAUUUUUGUUAUUAGUAUUGAGUUUUUGGCACGCUAAAUUGAAAGUGGGCAAACUAAUAUCUUGAGGUUCAAAAUUUAGGAUGUGUUCUGUGUCGACGAAGUUUUGCAAUGAAUGGAAUAGAAUCAUGUUUGUACUAGGCAUGGACCGUGCCCGGACCGGUCCAAACCAGAACAAUUUUUUUGGGUUAAGGCCCGGUACUGGCCCGGGAUUCUAUCGGAACCGGUCCAGGCCGGGUCAAUUUUUUGCUUUUCUAA